Messenger RNA from Platichthys flesus (European flounder), 2295 nucleotides. RefSeq lists its product as uncharacterized. The record is from RefSeq and is a predicted model, not a curated record. The transcript is spliced from 3 exons. Gene Ontology annotation, molecular function: RNA binding; protein binding. Gene Ontology annotation, cellular component: nucleus. The coding region runs from base 332 to 1714 and encodes 460 amino acids. Gene Ontology annotation, biological process: negative regulation of transcription by RNA polymerase II; nervous system development. Lineage: Eukaryota; Metazoa; Chordata; Actinopteri; Pleuronectiformes; Pleuronectidae.
CAUUCCUCUGUGCUUUUUUUUUUUUUUUGCCUUUUCACCUGCAGCCCAGGAGGACGACACAAGGCAAACAGACAGGUGUGUGUGUGUGUGUGUGUGUGUGUCUGAGAACCGCCUGUGUUCAUUUCGUGGACAUGGUUGGAUGUGCAGUGUGAAGAUGGACGUGCAGAGAAAACGGAUGGAUGGAUGGAGGAGCAUGUAGAUCGUGACGACCUUGGGCCGAACUUUCUGCCACGCUUGCCCAGAGACUGAUGGUGUCACGUGACCACCCCACCUCCUCAACGUCUGCAGGAGGUCAUGCAGCACCGGUGUGAGUGACGGGCAGCGUGAGCCAAUGAGCUUCACACCAAACCCAGGCAGGGACAGCCUCCCGCUGAAGAAGAGGGACCAAAGACUGAGCUCACUGUCACAUCCGCAGCAGGAGUGUGAUGCAGCAACAUUCAAGGCACCUUACCCUUACAAGAGCCGCAAUGAGCAUAAGAUAAAACACACCAGCCCCUUCCAGCCGUUGCCGAGACGGGUCCCUGCUCUCUACCAGCCCUGGAUGCAGAUUCACUCAUCGUCCACCAGCAGGUCCAAGCCUCAGGUGCUGUCUGCCUUCAAGGAUCACCAUGGCUGGGCAGAGUCGAGAGAGUUCAACCCCCUGCACCCUGCAUGGGACUUUCCCUACCACUACCAAUUACCUGGCACACCUGCAGUCCAUCCACACCGGCCCUCUAGAUUCAGCCCCAUCUCUCUAGUGUCAGAGGGUUUGCGACACCGCGAAGGGUACAACUGGGAGCAGCUCAAGACAUUAAGGGACAAGAGUUUCAAUGCAGAGAGGCAAAGCAAUAGCAGGAGUAAAGGACCAUAUGUGAGGAGAAGAGACAGGAAAGUGGAGUAUUUUCCCAGGUUUGAAAGAGCAAGUCCUCUGUCGUUGAGCACUGGCCUACCUCACUCUGCUCACCAGGACCAACAUGAUUUGUUGCACACACCAACAAACAUUGUCCCACAACUUGUGUCUGAACAUUCCCUCAGAACAGGUUCCUGCAACGUUAACUCAAACAGCACAUAUACCUCCAUGAAAGAGGACACAUCCACCCUGCCCUCUUCCGAGCACGCGUCUCCUUCUCCUGACCGUUUCCCCUGGCUGCUCCCUCACUUUGUGGCCGGCUCUCUGAUCGAGCUCAGAGACGGGCGGCUGAGACGGGUGGAGCACCUGCAGACCGAGGACUUCCUGCUGGGAUCACUGGCUUGCCCGGACCUGCGCCUGAGCUGCUGCACGGUGCAGAGCAUCUCUCCUUCAUCCUACAACUCCUCCUCCUCCCUGUCACGCCUCCUCAUCCUGCUUCACGACCAACAGACGCAGGAGUUGGUGGACGUCUAUGUGGAGUACCCGUUCUUUGUGCGUGGGCAGGGCUGGUCCUCCUGCAGCCCUCAGAGAACUGCCUGUCUCUGUGGCCUCCAGUGUCGCCAGCUGAGCGUGGGGGACGUCUGCCUGGCCCUCACACCCGUCUCAGCUCCGUCUCAGCCAUCACUGUCAGCCACACUGGAGCCAAAGACCUCACGCGUGAAGUCAGAGAGAGGGUGUGGGCCCCCCAAGGGGUCACACCUGAUGGCAACUGUUGUCCCAGGGCCACAGUUGCCAUCAGGAGAGAAGGAGGAGGGAAAGACAGUGCGGAGGAGACGUUAUUCGGCCCCCGAGCUGAGAGGUCCAGGGACUAAUUGUAUGAAGUGAAAGGGCCACUGGUUUAUGAGCAGGGAUUACGUCAGGCUCUGUAAAGCUCUGCUAUCUUUAGCUGUAUUUGCUGUCUUUCUACCUCCUGAAUCACAUUUCUGUGCAUGACUGUCAUCUUAAAAAUGUAUAUAUCUAUAAGGAGUCAAUAUAAAGACGAUCGUUAUCGCUCAGGAUCCCCUAGAGGUUAUAUUAGCACAAAAUUUGUUGAGGUAAGUCAAACUGAUUAUGUGAGUUGAAUCAAGGUUAAAUAUCCCACUGUCUGUGAGCCUAAUCAAACGCUCAUUCAUGUGAGAAAGCACUCUUUGAGAAUACAUGUGAAAUAUGUGUCCCCGCAGGGAGCUUCAGUAGUGACAGUGAGGUAGAGAAGGAUCUUGUAGGAUCUAAGAAGAUAGUUUCAGUUUUCAUUCUCCCCAGCAGUCCUGACAGAAUCAGCCCGUGUUCCUUGAAAGGCACAGACCAAACACUCCCUCAGGUCGUUCUCUGCUGGUGAUAUGUUCUGAAGCUAUCUCCUGCCUCAUGUUAUGUAAGACUUCUUCAUUUCUCACAAAUGAUCGAUUUUGGGGAAGUCGAGCAUCGACAAU